AUGAAGAAGCAUCUUACAAUAGUAAUCAAGCUCGGCACGUCAUCCAUUGUCGAUGAGAAGACCCAUGAGCCGCUCCUCUCCAUCCUGAGCACCAUAGUCGAAACCGCCGUGAAGCUGCACAAAGAUGGGCACCGCGUCGUUCUCGUCUCCUCGGGCGCCAUUGGCGUCGCUCUGCGUCGUAUGGACCUCGAACGCCGUCCCAAACACCUGCCCAAGGUCCAGGCGCUGGCCGCGAUCGGCCAGUGUCGCCUGAUGAGCCUCUGGGACCAGCUCUUCUCGCACAUGAACCAGCCCGUCGCCCAGAUCCUGCUCACGAGGAACGACAUCGCGGAUAGGACACAGUAUCUCAAUGCUCAGAACACGUUUAUCGAGCUGUUGCACAUGGGCGUCAUCCCCAUCGUGAACGAGAACGAUACGCUGGCAGUGUCGGAAAUCAAGUUUGGCGAUAACGAUACCCUCUCCGCUAUCACUGCGGCUAUGGUACAGGCGGACUAUCUGUUCUUGAUGACAGACGUGGACUGCUUGUAUGACAAGAACCCCCGCACAAAUCCCGACGCCAAGCCUAUCGAGGUCGUCGAGGACAUUGCGGACCUGGUGGCCGAUGUGUCAAGUGCCGGCUCCUCGCUGGGAACGGGCGGCAUGUCCACAAAGAUUGUAGCGGCGCGGUUAGCAACAUCCGCGGGCGUCACGACCGUAAUCACGCGCUCCUCCAAGCCCGGCAACAUCCACAGCAUCGUGCAGUACGCCGAAGCACAAAAGACGCUGGAGGACAGCUCCGCAGCAAGCAAGGUUACAACGCCAGGCACGGAAGCGCAGCUCGCGGAGAAGACCAACGCCCUGGAACUCAGCACCGCGUCGCUUGUCGAGCACGAAGCCGAGACGGGCAACAAGCCGCCCAUUGUCGACCCGGCGAACGGCCUCGUCGCACCCCUCCACACCCGCUUCCUGCCGCAGCCACACCCGAUCCGCGACCGCUACUUCUGGCUGCUGCAUGGCCUCGCUCCGCAUGGCAAGCUGUACAUCGACGAGGGUGCGUAUAACGCGCUGGCAGACAAGGCGGGAUUACUGCCUGUCGGCGUCGUCGACGUUGAGGGUCACUUCGCGCAGCAGGAGGCCGUGCGCAUUAUCGUCGUGAAGCGGACCGCUGCGUCGAGGCAGCAUGAUGCGGGGACGGAGACGCCGUCGGCCCCGGCGACGGGCUUUGAGAGGGAAGACCCCGCUCCGUUUGAGGCGGGCAGGGCCCUUGUCAAUUACUCGGCGGCCGAGAUUAAGCGCAUUCGGGGAAUGAGGAGCACCCAGAUUCACCAGAUUCUAGGAUAUGCGGAUAGUGAGUAUGUGGCGCUGAGGGAGAACGUGGCAUUUUUUAGAACGGAGAGGAGCAGGCCGACGACGCCGGGGUUGCCGCUGGAGUAA
Aplosporella prunicola CBS 121167 is the source of this 1413-nucleotide messenger RNA. RefSeq lists its product as uncharacterized. Lineage: Eukaryota; Fungi; Ascomycota; Dothideomycetes; Botryosphaeriales; Aplosporellaceae. Gene Ontology annotation, cellular component: cytoplasm; cytosol. Gene Ontology annotation, molecular function: glutamate 5-kinase activity; RNA binding; ATP binding. The transcript is spliced from 2 exons. Bases 1 to 1413 code for a protein of 470 amino acids. The record is from RefSeq and is a predicted model, not a curated record.